UAUAUAUAUAUAUAUAAUAAAAUAAAAUAAUAAAAAAGGGAAAAAAAAAAUGAAAACCCUCAAAUAGCACAGAGAGCAGAGACACUGAGCGACAUUGCGAAGGCACGAGACCUGAAGAAGCCUAUUACGACGUCGCAUCGGUUUCCGAGAAAAGAUCCCAACCAUGUCUUGGUGCACAAUAGAGUCCGAUCCAGGGGUGUUUACAGAACUUAUCCAGCAAAUGCAAGUAAAAGGCGUGCAGGUUGAAGAAUUGUAUUCAUUGGACCUUGAUUCUUUGAACAAUCUUAGGCCUGUAUAUGGGUUGAUUUUCCUAUUCAAAUGGCGUCCAGGGGAAAAGGAUGACCGCCUUGUAAUUAAGGACCCAAACCCUAACUUGUUUUUUGCAAGCCAGGUCAUUAACAAUGCUUGUGCAACCCAAGCAAUCUUAUCCAUACUGAUGAACUGUCCGGAUAUUGACAUUGGCCCUGAACUGUCAAAACUCAAGGAAUUUACAAAGAAUUUUCCCCCUGAACUCAAGGGGCUGGCAAUAAAUAACAGUGAGGCAAUACGUAUUGCCCAUAACAGUUUUGCAAGACCAGAGCCUUUUGUUCCUGAGGAGCAGAAGGCUGCUGGAAAAGAUGAUGAUGUUUAUCAUUUCAUAAGCUAUUUGCCUGUUGAUGGUGUGCUGUAUGAGCUUGAUGGAUUAAAGGAGGGACCCAUAAGCCUUGGGCAGUGCCCUGGAGGGCCGGGUGAGAUGGAUUGGCUGCAGAUGGUGCAACCGGUAAUCCAGGAACGAAUUGAAAGGUAUGCUAAAAGUGAAAUUCGAUUCAAUCUGAUGGCGAUUAUCAAGAACAGGAAAGAGAUGUAUACUGCCGAACUCAAGGAGCUCCAAAAGAGGAGGGAGCGUAUCUUGCAACAGCUUGCUGCCGUGCAGUCAGAGAGACCGAUUGAUAGUGGUAAAUUCGAGUCACUAAACAAAUCUCUUUCAGAAGUAAAUGCUGGGAUCGAGGGUGCCACCGAGAAGAUCUUGAUGGAGGAGGAAAAAUUCAAGAAGUGGAGAACAGAAAAUAUUCGUAGGAAACACAACUAUAUACCGUUCUUGUUUAAUUUUCUCAAGAUUCUUGCUGAAAAGAAGCAGUUGAAGCCCCUUAUUGAGAAGGCAAAACAGCAAUCAGCUGGCCCAAGGUGAAUGGUGUUUGGUUAUUCUCACUGAAUGUACCAUAUAGAAUGGGUUUUGUUGUUUUAACUUCAUUUAUUUCUCUCUCUCUCACUCUCUCAGAUGUUUUGUUUUGACCUAUAAUAACUUAUUUUUACCUAGCUCCUCAAUACUGUGUUUCCAGGAAUUUCGUUAAAUCCCAAUACCCAAAGUUACUUGCAUUUCUGUUUGGGAUUAAUGGAACACAUUUCUUGCUGGUAUAUGAAUGUGCCGUGUUGAAAGGACUAUAUAUAUAUAUAUAUAUAUAUAUUUAUUUUGUUUA
This is a messenger RNA of Ziziphus jujuba (common jujube), 1457 nucleotides long. RefSeq names its product ubiquitin carboxyl-terminal hydrolase 2. Gene Ontology annotation, cellular component: cytoplasm. Gene Ontology annotation, biological process: ubiquitin-dependent protein catabolic process; protein deubiquitination. The record is from RefSeq and is a predicted model, not a curated record. Gene Ontology annotation, molecular function: cysteine-type deubiquitinase activity. The transcript has 6 exons. Lineage: Eukaryota; Viridiplantae; Streptophyta; Magnoliopsida; Rosales; Rhamnaceae. Bases 164 to 1168 code for a protein of 334 amino acids.